Messenger RNA from Zingiber officinale, 1227 nucleotides. Its product is annotated as eukaryotic translation initiation factor 6-2. Gene Ontology annotation, cellular component: nucleolus; cytosol; preribosome, large subunit precursor. The transcript has 7 exons. The coding region runs from base 225 to 1037 and encodes 270 amino acids. NCBI's taxonomy places the organism in Eukaryota, Viridiplantae, Streptophyta, Magnoliopsida, Zingiberales, Zingiberaceae. The record is from RefSeq and is a predicted model, not a curated record. Gene Ontology annotation, molecular function: ribosomal large subunit binding. Gene Ontology annotation, biological process: maturation of LSU-rRNA; cytosolic ribosome assembly; ribosomal subunit export from nucleus.
GGGUUGUGGGACGAUAUAAAGCCGGUAUUGCGCGAUUGUGAAGAGAUAAGCCUGUAAUAAACUCAAAUCGAAGUAUCGAACCCUAGCUUGUCAGCGAAACUCUUCGCGGUUGCGGCGAAUUAUCCGGCCUUCUUCUUUUCUCUUAGCCUCUCCUCGAAAGUCUCGUUCUCGAUCUCGAUCUCUGUCUGAUUCAGGUGUGUAUAAAUUUCACAGCUUCCACCGACAUGGCUAGUCGCAUUCAGUUUGAGAACAAUUGUGAGGUUGGGGUAUUCUCUAAGCUGACAAAUGCCUACUGUUUGGUUGCAAUUGGAGGAUCAGAGAGCUUUUACAGGUUAGUGUCUGAAAAUGCACAAAAAGAAUACUACUCAUGUUUACUUAUGAACAACUUUAUGGUUUGUCGAUGCAGCGUGUUUGAGUCUGAGUUGGCUGAUGUUAUCCCUGUGGUCAAGACCUCUAUAGGAGGAACUAGAAUUGUUGGACGACUUUGUGCUGGAAAUAAGAACGGGCUUCUUUUGCCUCACACCACAACAGACCAAGAACUACAACAUCUGAGGAACAGUCUGCCUGAUGGUGUGGUGGUUCAGAGAAUAGAGGAAAGGCUAUCUGCUUUAGGCAAUUGCAUUGCCUGCAAUGAUCAUGUUGCUCUUACACAUCCUGACUUGGAUCGGGAAACUGAAGAGCUCAUUGCGGAUGUACUUGGCGUGGAAGUGUUUAGGCAAACGAUUGCUGGAAACAUACUAGUGGGGAGUUACUGUACAUUUUCGAAUAAAGGGGGACUGGUACACCCUCAUACAUCUAUCGAAGACCUUGAUGAACUGUCAACACUUCUCCAAGUCCCUCUGGUCGCCGGAACAGUGAACCGAGGCAGUGAGGUCAUUGCUGCUGGAAUGACUGUCAAUGACUGGACGGCUUUCUGCGGAUCUGACACCACCGCAACUGAGCUCUCAGUCAUUGAAAGUGUCUUCAAACUAAGAGAAGCACAGCCAAGCUCCAUCGUAGAUGAGAUGAGGAAGUCUCUCAUCGACAGUUAUGUGUGAGCUCUUGAGAUUCUAGUUACAAAAGUAUGCCUGGAUAAUAUCUACUGUUACUUUGCAUAUGGAUAUGCAUCGCUCCCAAUGCUAUUUUAAUUUAAAGUCUAUGGAUUCAGACACACUCAAAAUUAUUUAGAUGAGAUUUAGAAGGAAUCUUACUUAAGAUUGUAUGAAUUUAUAUGAUGAUUUUGCUUUA